Penaeus monodon (black tiger shrimp) is the source of this 1683-nucleotide messenger RNA. Its product is annotated as vascular non-inflammatory molecule 2-like. The transcript is spliced from 4 exons. Bases 119 to 1558 code for a protein of 479 amino acids. Lineage: Eukaryota; Metazoa; Arthropoda; Malacostraca; Decapoda; Penaeidae. The record is from RefSeq and is a predicted model, not a curated record.
AAAGUGCCAUGUGUUACGAUAUUAGGGAGAUAACGAAUCAGAUAAAACUCCAUAUCAACUAAAAUAUUAACGGCGACACACACCAUCACACGCGAUAAGGAGAGACGGUAAAAGGACCAUGCGUGUAAACACCCUCUCGCUCUUCGCUAUUUUGGGAAUGGCAUUAACCACACGGGGAAAUGUACACAGUAAACCCGUGGAAACCUUCGACUACGCCAUAGAAGAAGGUAUAGUGUAUCGGGCUGCUGUGUUGGAGUACAGAGCUUAUGAUGAUAUGGCGGAAGGCGGGCUGGCUGUGUUGAGAGAAAAUGCUCGGGUUUUCGUCGAGUACGCGGAGGCAGCUAAGCAACAGGGCGCAGACAUCCUUGUGUUCCCAGAGUACGGCCUCACCGGGUCGACGGCAGACACGCUCGGCGACGUCAUGAGCAAAACGCAAGCACUGCCCGACCCAGGCGCAGGCACCGUCCUUUGCAACAGCACUGAUACGUCCGACGCUAUUGAGGUGUGUUUUGACAUUCUCUACGGGGGACCAGGAACAAGCAAUGUGGUCGAACGAGGGGUCACCGAUGUUAUAAUGAGCAGUUACUGGGUGGAUGAGCUGCCUUUUCUUACCGCUCCUCAAAUGUGGCAGAGCUGGAGCGAGGGGCUGGCCGUCAAUCUGGUGGUCGCCAACUUCCACAGCCCGGAAGACGGCGCUCUCGGCUCCGGCAUAUUCCGCGGUCUAACUUCGCAAGAGAGCCUGUACACGUACGACCCCAACGGCGGGACCAAGCUUCUGGUUGGGGAGGUUGUGAGUCGUGGCGCCACACCGCUGAGGACUUCGACUGGCCGCUACGACGACGCUACGACGCCCGAGGGAACGACGGGGGUGGGCAGUGAUGUUACUGUGAAUCAGUCGUCCUCCCAAGCAGUUCCUGUGAGAGAGGAAGUUGCCUUGGGCGUCCAUCAGGAAGCGUCUUGGAUCCCCACCGAUGACGGGGAUGUUGAGGCAGAAGAGAGGAAUGCCCAACCCGAGGCAGAAGGAAGGGAAAUCCUCACCGGUUGGUUCUUUUUGCACGAAGACCUUGGGCGGUAUUCAAAUCACGCGCUUGAGAGAGGGGACGGUGUAAUGGAGAGGAGUCUUUGUCACAACGACAGUCUCUGUUGCUCUGUGACGUAUUCCUUCCCCGCCGAUCCCACGGACGAGUCUUCCUUCCUGCUCCUAGCGUACAGUGGCGUGGCGGAGAAAGGAGAUGGGGCGUACUCACUAUUUACACAAGUCUGCGCUGUCGUGUACUGCUUGAACGAAAACGUGACGUCCUGCGCGCGCAUCGAAGAAAACGGGGCUCCACAGAAAACGUCUUUCCGCGCUCACAACCUCACGGGGGACUUCGAUACUCCUUACAUAUACCCUUCCGUGUUCACCCAAGAGCUCGAGCUCGUCGACAUAUCUCUGUGGGACUUCGAGUCUUCGGUUUCAAGUGAGAAGAUGGUGACGAGUACGCUGGUUUUGCACGAGGAACUAGAUUACCUGCUGUCACUUCGACUAUUUGGACGUUGGUUCGAUAGGGACCCUUAGUAUAUAUGUUUGGUUUAUACAAUUCGAUUUUUGUCGCAUUCAUAAUACGUCUAUGAUCACUUAAGCACUCGUGCCGGAGCAGCCAAGAAAUAUAAAAGGCAAUUAAAUAACAUGCAGCAUAGUUC